AUGGAAGGUCCCAGUCAGGUGUAUCUCUUCGGAGACCAGACUGCGGAUUUCGACUCAGGUCUUCGCCGCCUGCUACAUGCAAAGAAUGAUUCGCUUGUGGUGGCAUUCUUCCAAAAGACUUAUUAUGCGUUGCGCAAGGAAAUUACUUCGCUUCCGCCAUCCGAGCGUCAGGUGUUCCCCAGAUUUACCAGUAUCAUUGAUCUGCUCGCGAGGUUCAAAGAGUCAGGGCCAAACCCAGCUCUGGAGAGUGCAUUGACGACAAUUUACCAACUUGGAUGUUUCAUCCACUACUACGGCGAUUUGGGCCAUGCUUAUCCCUCGGGUGAUGAUAACUGCAUCAUUGGUCUUUGUACAGGCCAGCUCGCAUCUGCGGCCGUGAGCUCUUCGAAAACUAUCGGGGAGCUCAUUCCCGCUGCCAUUGAGACAGUGGUUGUUUCCUUGAGACUCGGAAUGUGCGUUUUGAAAGUACAAGAGCUCAUAGAAUCAAGCAAAUCGGCAACAUCAAGCUGGUCUGUACUAAUUCAUGGCAUUCGCGAGCCCGAGGCUCACGAAUUGAUUCAGCAGUACGCGAAGAAGAAUGCUUUGCCCCGCGUUUCCAGACCUUAUAUCAGCGCAAUCAGCCCUAAUGGGCUCACAGUCAGUGGUCCUCCGACCUUCUUGGGCCGCUUCAUUGAGGAUAGUCUCUCAAAGGAGCACAAGGCUACAAGAGUUCCGAUCCACGGCCCUUACCAUGCCUCGCAUCUGUAUGACGACAGGGAUAUUAACCGAAUCAUGGAAUCUUGGCCCACCGAACAGUUCAUGGCCUACGCGCCUCAAAUCCCGGUGCUGUCAACUCAGACAGGCAAGGAAUUCCAAGCUGAUAGCCUUGAGGAGCUCUUAAGAUUCUCUCUCGAAGAGAUUCUGCAAGGACAGCUCUGUUGGGACAAAGUCAUCGAAUCUUGCCAGUCAGCCUUGCAAUCCGCCACAACAUGCACUCUGUUCCCGAUUUCCAGCACUGCAACCCAAAGUCUGUUCAACUCAUUGAAAAAGGCUGGAAUAUCCAAUCUCGAGGUUGACAGUACAAUUGGUGAUGUUCAAAAAGAUUCCGAGGAAAGCAACCGCACCGGCCGUGCCGAGCAGUCCAAGAUUGCAAUCAUUGGUCUUUCCGGAAGAUUCCCAGAGGCACCUGACACCGAAGCAUUCUGGGAUCUUUUGAAGAAAGGACUGGAUGUCCACCGCGAGGUCCCCCCAGAGCGAUGGGAUGUUAAGGCUCACGUCGACCCCGAGGGAAAGACAAGAAACACUAGCCAAGUUGAAUAUGGAUGCUGGUAUAACGACGCCGGAAUGUUUGACCCUCGGUUCUUCAAUAUGUCUCCCCGUGAAGCGCUUCAAGCAGACCCCGCCCAACGUCUGGCACUUCUUACUGCUUAUGAAGCUUUGGAGAUGGCAGGCUUCAUUCCUGAUAGCACUCCGUCUACGCAGAAAAACCGCGUGGGUGUCUUCUAUGGAAUGACUAGUGAUGACUACCGUGAGGUGAACAGUGGACAGGAUAUUGACACCUACUUCAUCCCUGGUGGUAACCGUGCUUUUACUCCUGGUCGCAUCAACUACUAUUUCAAGUUCAGCGGCCCUAGUGUCAGCGUGGAUACAGCUUGCUCCUCAAGUCUUGCGGCAAUUCAUGUGGCCUGUAAUUCCUUGUGGAGGAAUGAAAGUGAUUCCGCCGUGGCCGGUGGCGUCAACAUCCUGACAAAUCCUGACAAUCAUGCUGGUCUCGACCGUGGGCAUUUCCUAUCAAGGACUGGAAACUGCACUACCUUUGACGAUGGCGCUGAUGGCUAUUGCAGAGCAGAUGGAAUUGGCUCCAUUGUCCUGAAGAGACUCGAGGAUGCUCAGGCAGACAACGAUCCAAUCUACGGCAUCAUUGGAGGAGCCUACACCAACCACUCAGCAGAGGCUGUGUCAAUUACUCGGCCUCAUGUAGGAGCACAAUCCUUCAUCUUUGACAAGCUCCUCAACGAGUCUAACAGCGAUCCCAAAGAGAUCAGCUAUAUCGAGAUGCACGGAACCGGCACCCAGGCAGGUGAUGCCGUGGAGAUGCAGUCGGUUCUCGAUGUCUUCGCUCCUGACUACCGUCGUGGACCGAAUCAAUCCCUUCACCUCGGUUCAGCAAAGUCAAACGUUGGCCAUGGAGAGUCCGCCUCUGGUGUCACGGCUUUGAUCAAGGUCUUGAUGAUGAUGCGGAAGAAUAUGAUUCCCCCUCACUGUGGCAUUAAGACUAAGAUCAACCACAACUUCCCGACAGACUUCCCUCAGCGCAACGUGCACAUUGCGCUUGAGCCUACCCCCUGGAACAGGCCAGAUGGCGGCAAGCGAAAGACUUUCGUUAACAAUUUCUCGGCUGCCGGUGGCAACACUGCUCUGAUGGUUGAAGACGGCCCCCUCAAUGAGGAUACCGUGGAAGACUCCCGGUCUGCCUAUCCCGUGGUUGUCUCUGCUCGAUCUCAGUCUGCGCUGAAGAACAACAUCUCUGCUCUCGUGCAGUACAUCGACACAAACAAGAACUCUUUCAAUGUCAACGAGGCUAGCCUCCUUGCCAAUCUGUCUUAUACCACUACCGCGAGGCGCAUUCAUCAUCCCUUCAGGGUCGCUGUCACUGGAUCGACUCUGGAUGAAGUGAGGAGUGCAUUGGCUCCUAUCGUCAACCGAGACAGCAUCAGCCCGGCUCCUGUCAAUCCACCUGGCAUCGGCUUCAUAUUUACCGGACAGGGUGCUCAGUACGCCGGCAUGGGACGCGAACUCUUUGAGAAUUGCUCGCAAUUCCGUGCCCACAUUGAGCACUUGGAUUGUAUUGGGCAGAGCCAGGGCUUCCCAUCAAUUGUGCCCCUAAUCGAUGGUAGUGUACCGAUUGAAGAGCAUAGCCCGGUUGUUACCCAGCUGGGAACUACCUGUGUGCAGAUGGCAUUGACCAAGUACUGGACCUCUUUGAGUGUUACCCCUAACUUUGUUAUGGGCCACAGUCUCGGCGAGUUUGCUGCGCUAAAUGCUGCUGGUGUCUUGACAACCAGUGACACCAUCUACCUCGCCGGGCGACGAGCCCAACUUCUCACUGAGCAAAUCAAGGUCGGAACGCACGCCAUGCUUGCUGUCAAGUCUUCAGUAGCACAGAUCAAGCAGUUCCUUGAUGACGCUACUGAGGUGGCUUGUAUCAAUGCACCCAGCGAGACUGUUAUCAGCGGUGCAAGUGAGAGAAUUGACGAGCUUGCACAACUUCUUACCAACGAAGGUUUCAAGGCCACCAAACUGAAUGUACCUUUUGCUUUCCAUUCCGCUCAGGUUGAGCCCAUUCUUGAGAGGCUGGCAGAGAUUGGGAAGGGUGUCACCUUCAAUAAGCCCUCUAUUCCGUUUGUAUCUGCCCUUCUUGGAGAUGUCAUCAAUGAGGCCAACAGCGAGCUGCUUGGUCCUAACUACCUUGCCCGCCACUGCCGGGAGACUGUCAAUUUCCUAGGUGCUCUGGAAGCUACCCGGCACUCCAACUUGAUGAACGACAAGACCCUCUGGGUUGAGAUUGGCUCCCACCCCGUCUGCUCGGGAAUGGUCAAGGCGACUUUCGGUCCUCAGGCAACUACUGUAGCCUCUCUCCGUCGCCAGGAAGACACAUGGAAGGUUCUCUCAAAUGCUACUUCAACUCUUUAUCUGGCUGGAAUUGAGAUUAAAUGGAAGGAGUAUCACCAAGACUUCACUGCCGGACACAAAGUCCUCCCACUUCCUUCCUACAAGUGGGAUCUCAAGAACUACUGGAUUCCAUACACCAAUAACUUCUGUCUCCUCAAGGGUGCACCGGCGGCAGCACCAGUGCCUGAAGCUGAACCAGUCUCCGUGUUCUUGUCAUCAGCAGCCCAGAAAGUUUUGGAGACGAGUGGUGAUAAUUCGUCAGCAUUGAUCGUCAUCGAGAAUGACAUUGCAGACCCCGAGCUCAAUCGUGUCAUUGCAGGCCACAAGGUGAACGGUGCCUGUCUUACUCCAUCGUCCUUGUACGCCGAUAUUGCACAAACACUCGGUGAAUUCCUAGUCCAGAACUACAAGCCCGAGUGGAAAGAUCGUGGCUUUGAUAUCUGCAACGUGGUGGUCCCAAAGCCGCUUAUUGCAAAGGGAGGCAAGCAACUCUUCCGCGUCUCAGCCACCGCAAACUGGGCCGAAGAAAGUGCCAAGGUGCAGGUGUGGUCUGUGACCCCAGAGGGAAAGAAGAUUCUUGACCACGCCACUUGCAACAUCAAGUUCUUUGACCCUAUUCCUUACGCGCUAGAGUGGAAGCGCAGCUCUUACCUCAUCAAGCGAAGCAUUGAUCAUCUCCAAGAGAGCACGAUAUCCGGCCAGGCUCACCGCAUGAAGCGAGGAAUGGUCUACAAGCUCUUUGCUUCUCUGGUCGAUUAUGACGAGAACUACAAAUCCAUUCGGGAAGUCAUCCUCGACAGUGAACAACACGAGGCUACCGCUCUGGUCAAGUUCGAGGCCCCGCCAGGUAACUUCCAUCGCAAUCCGUUCUGGAUCGACAGUAUCGGUCACUUGUCUGGCUUCAUCAUGAAUGCUAGUGAUAACACCGAUUCGAAGAACCAAGUGUUCGUCAAUCAUGGAUGGGAUUCGAUGCGAUGCUUGAAGAAGUUCGAUCCGAGUAUCACUUACCGCACCUACGUGAGGAUGCAACCCUGGAAAGACUCUAUUUGGGCUGGUGAUGUCUAUAUGUUUGAGGGAGAUGAUAUUGUUGCUGUGUAUGGUGGUGUUAAGUUCCAAGCUCUGGCACGGAAGAUCCUCGACAUGGCUCUUCCUCCAGGUGGAGGAGCCCCGGCACCCACGCCAGCCGCCAAGCGUGUUCCUGGUCCCAUCAAUGUCCAGAAGGCAAAGCCUAGCGCUGUCAAGAAAGCUUCCCCUUCGCCAAAAUCUUCAAAGCCAAAUCUGGCUACCCGCGCUCUUGCAAUCCUCGCCGAAGAGGUCGGACUUUCAGCUUCUGAGCUGACUGAUGAUCUCAACUUCGCUGAUUACGGAGUUGACUCCCUGCUCUCACUCACUGUCACUGGGCGAUACCGUGAGGACAUGGGAAUCGAUCUUGACUCCUCUGUCUUCGUGGAUAACCCAACAGUGAAAGACUUCAAACGUCUCAUGGCUCAAAUGGGGCCCGCUGAAAGCAGUGAUGGAUCAAGCAGCGAAGGUGAUCUGUCCUCGGCAGUAUCCGAGAGCGACAUCUCGUCUCCAAACACCAGUGGUCUACCAACUCCUGCAAAUGAGAAGUCGAUGACACACGGAUUGCAGGAGCAGAAUGACAGCAUGAGGCAGAUUGCCGCAAUCUUGGCCGCGGAGAUCGGUGUUGGUCCCGAGGAGCUCAGUGGCGAUGCAAACCUUGGCGAAAUGGGUCUGGACUCAUUGAUGUCGCUCACAGUCCUGGGUAAGAUCCGUGAAGACAUCGAUCUUGAUCUCCCGGGAGAGUUCUUUAUUGAGAACCAAACACUCGAUGAUAUCGAGGUUACUCUGGAUCUGAAGCCCAAGCCUGCUCCAGCGGAGCCAAUCAGACUCCCCGAAGAAAUCGUCGUUCCAGUCGCCCCGGCAGCCACUCCCAGCACUGGCCCCAAGCACCCGCCGGCGACUUCGAUCCUCCUUCAAGGAAACCCAAAGACAGCGACUCAAAGGUUAUUUUUGUUCCCUGAUGGAUCUGGCUCUGCUACCUCCUAUGCUACCAUCCCUGGAAUUUCUCCCGAUGUGUGUGUCUAUGGACUAAACUGCCCAUACAUGCGCACCCCCGAGAAUCUCAAGUUCAGCCUCGAUGAGCUCACAGCUCCUUAUGUUGCUGAGAUUCGUCGCCGCCAGCCCACUGGCCCAUACAACUUUGGUGGUUGGUCCGCCGGUGGUAUCUGUGCCUACGACGCCGCGCGCCAAUUGAUCUUCAAUGAAGGCGAGCGUGUCGAGCGCCUGCUCCUCCUGGACUCACCAUUCCCCAUUGGACUGGAGAAGCUGCCUCCCCGUCUGUACAGCUUCUUCGACACGAUCGGACUGUUUGGUGAGGGCAAGGCGCCUCCACCCAAAUGGCUGCUGCCUCACUUCUUAGCCUUCAUCGACUCCUUGGACGCCUACAAGGCGGUCCCAUUCCCCUAUGAAGACCCCAAGCUGGCUGAAAAGCUCCCCAAGACCUUCAUGGUGUGGGCUAAGGAUGGUGUCUGCUCUAAGCCGGGUGAUACCCGUCCUGCACCAGCUGCAGAUGGUAGCGCAGACCCUCGUGAGAUGCUCUGGUUGUUGAACAACCGCACUGACCUCGGUCCGAAUGGUUGGGAUACCCUUGUCGGGCCGAAGCAUGUUGGUGGCAUUACCGUUAUGGAUGAUGCCAAUCAUUUCACUAUGACACGCGGCGAGAAGGCCGGUGAGCUGGCUGCCUUCAUUGCUAAGUCUAUGGCUUCGGUGUAA
This is a messenger RNA of Penicillium concentricum, 6426 nucleotides long. RefSeq names its product polyketide synthase alb1 (gene pksP). The coding region runs from base 1 to 6426 and encodes 2141 amino acids. Gene Ontology annotation, biological process: fatty acid biosynthetic process; secondary metabolite biosynthetic process. The record is from RefSeq and is a predicted model, not a curated record. The transcript has 5 exons. NCBI's taxonomy places the organism in Eukaryota, Fungi, Ascomycota, Eurotiomycetes, Eurotiales, Aspergillaceae. Gene Ontology annotation, molecular function: 3-oxoacyl-[acyl-carrier-protein] synthase activity; fatty acid synthase activity; phosphopantetheine binding.